GUAGGACGAGUCAUUUCCGUCCGCCGAGAAAGAGAAAGGAGCCGGUGGAGUUGCGGGCAGAGCGCCUCGGGGCUGACUUCCCUGGUCGUAAGUGGCAGGCUGGCGGCUAGGAAUGGUCGAGAUGGAGCCCCAGGGCCGCCUGUGGCUGGAAAGCCCCCCUGGAGAUGCGCCCCCCAUCUUCCUGCCUUUGGACGGACAAGUCCUUGUCCUCGGCCGGGGACCCUUGACCCAGGUUACCGACCGGAAGUGCUCCAGAAACCAAGUGGAGCUGGUCGCAGACCCUGGGACUAAGACCGUGGCGGUGAAACAGCUGGGAAUUAAUCCCUCAACUGCUGGGACCCAGGAGCUGAGUCCGGGGUCAGAAGGCUCUCUGAGCGUGGGGGACACACUGUAUUUGGUCAACGGCCUCCACCCGCUAACCCUGCGCUGGGAAGAGGCCCGCACGCCUGAAUCCCAGCAAGACACUCCACCCGGCACCCCUCCGGCGGUCCUGGACGCCGCCGCGGACGUCGAACCACCCCCGAAGCGGAUGCGGAAGUCGUCCUCCGGCUGGGAGAACUUUGAGAAGCUGCUAGUGUUUACCGCACCUGGGGUGAAGCCCCGGCGCAAGGUGGCCGCCUUUGAUCUGGAUGGGACCCUCAUCACCACACGCUCUGGGAAGGUCUUUCCCACUGGCCCCAGUGACUGGAGGCUCUUGUACCUAGAGAUUCCACGUAAGCUCCGGGAACUGGAUGCGCAAGGCUACAAGCUGGUGAUCUUCACCAACCAGAUGGGCAUCGGGCGCGGGAAGCUGCCAGCAGAGGAGUUCAAGGCCAAGGUGGAGGCUGUGGUGGAGAAGCUGGGACUCCCCUUUCAGGUGCUGGUGGCCACGCACGCUGGCUUGUACCGGAAGCCGGUGAUUGGCAUGUGGGACCAUCUGCAGGAGCAGGCCAACGAGGGCGUGCCCAUCUCCGUCGGCGACAGUGUCUUUGUGGGAGAUGCAGCUGGACGCCCCGCCAACUGGGCCCCGGGGCGGAAGAAGGACUUCUCUUGUGCGGACCGUCUGUUUGCUCUCAACCUCGGCCUGCCCUUCGCCACGCCAGAGGAGUUCUUUCUGAAGUGGCCCGUCGCCAGCUUUGUGCUCCCCGCCUUUGACCCGAGAACCGUCUCCCCCACGGGGCCGCUCUGCCUCCCUGAGUCCAGCUCCCUCUUGAGUCCUGACCCUGAAGUGGUGGUCGCCGUGGGAUUUCCUGGGGCCGGCAAGACGACCUUCCUCCAGGAGCACCUCGUGUCGGCCGGAUACGUCCACGUGAACCGGGACACCCUGGGCUCGUGGCAGCGCUGUGUGACCACGUGCGAGACCGCUCUCAAGCAAAGGAAACGGGUUGUGAUCGACAACACAAACCCGGACCCUCCCAGCCGGGCCAGGUACAUCAAGUGCGCCCGGGACGCCGGCGUCCCCUGCCGCUGCUUCGUCUUCGGCGCCACGCUGGAGCAGGCGCGCCACAACAACCGGUUCCGAGAGAUGACCAGCUCGGCUCACGCCCCCGUGUCUGAUGUUGUCAUGUUUGGCUACAGAAAGCAGUUCGAGGCCCCGACGCUGGCUGAAGGCUUCUCGGCCAUCUUGGAGAUCCCGUUCCGGCUGAACGUGGAGCCUGGCCUCGAGCGGCUGUACUGCCAGUUCUCAGAGGGCUGAGCUCCGCCCCCCCCCCCCCCGCCCCCCAAUAAACCGGUCUGCUUUAA
This is a messenger RNA of Suricata suricatta (meerkat), 1722 nucleotides long. RefSeq names its product polynucleotide kinase 3'-phosphatase (gene PNKP). Gene Ontology annotation, cellular component: nucleus. Bases 113 to 1675 code for a protein of 520 amino acids. Gene Ontology annotation, molecular function: double-stranded DNA binding; ATP-dependent polydeoxyribonucleotide 5'-hydroxyl-kinase activity; polynucleotide 3'-phosphatase activity. Lineage: Eukaryota; Metazoa; Chordata; Mammalia; Carnivora; Herpestidae. The record is from RefSeq and is a predicted model, not a curated record. Gene Ontology annotation, biological process: DNA repair. The transcript has 17 exons.